UAGCUUCAAAGCAUAGAAAGUUUUACUUGUUGUUUUGGUUUAGUUUAGCUCAAGCAUAGAUAAAAUAUAUGUUAUCUCUACGAGCUUAAGCUUACUGUUUGGCAAUAAAAGCUGAUAAUAAUUUCAAUUUUCAUUUUUGACUUCUCAAAAAAUUGGAUAAGUCAAAACGAGAACCUUAUAGAGAAACUCACUGACCCUGAUUUUUUUCAAUCAACGUUCAAUAAUGGAUAUUAAUCGUGAGUUGACUGAGAGGAAUGAUAAUUUCGGUCACGAAAAUAUUGAUAUCAAAAUAGAAAUAGUGAAAGAAGAGAUGAGGGAAGACUCCAUUAUCAAAUGUGAAGCCUGUAAGGAGUUUAUAAGUGGAACGAUCUGCGUUCAUAACAUGAAUUGUUCUAAUGAGGACAUAAAUGAAAUAUUGGAUGACCAGACUAUCACAGCUCAGGAACUUGAAGAUUCCAAAAUCAAGUUUAGUGAUUUAAAAUUCACCCCAGACCAGGAAAGUUGUCUUGAUAGUAAACAGUUCUCGUCAGUUGAUACGGACUUUGUCAAAAGUGAAAUCAAGAGGGAAAUAGAGCCAGGCAACUCAGAGGAUGAAGACGAUGUUUCUUAUGAAAAUUUCAGUGAAAAGAUGACCAAAACAGAGGUUGGUUCAAGGUCUGAACAGGAUUCCUCUGGACAAUCUCAGAAAAAUUUUGAGACUGAUGAAAGAUUAUAUACAGAUGAAAGACCCAUUCAGUGUAAUUUCUGCUUCAAAUCUUUCACUCAUUUUAGUUACUUGAAGAACCACGAGAGACUCCAUAUGACAGAAACAUCACAUAGUUCUACAGUUGAUUCAGGAAGAAAGAAGUAUGAAUGUGAAUUGUGUUCAAAAUCUUUUUUACGCAAUUCUGCCUUGAAAAGGCAUUCUAGAAUUCAUACAGGUGAAAAAUCAUACAAAUGUGAAAUCUGUUCAAAAUCUUUCUUAGAAAGUUCUACCUUGAAGAAGCAUUCUAGAAUUCAUACAGGAGAAAAACCAUAUGAAUGUGAUAUUUGUUCAAAAUCUUUUUUUGAAAGUUUUGACCUAAAAAUGCAUUCUAGAAUUCACACAGGAGAAAAGUCGUAUAAAUGUGAAAUAUGUUUAAAAUCAUUUCUUAAUAGCUCCAAGCUACGAAAUCAUUCUAAAAUUCACACAGGGGAAAAAACAUAUAAAUGUAUGAUCUGUUUAAAAUCUUUUUCUCAUAGAUUUGCCCUAGCGAGGCAUUCCAAUAUUCAUACAGGAGAAAAACUUCAUAAAUGUGAGAUUUGUUCAAAAUCUUUUUAUGAUGCUUCCAACUUGCAGAGGCAUUUGAAAAUUCACACAGGGGAUAAACCAUAUAAAUGUGAAAUCUGUUCAAAAUCUUUUCCCAAUAGUUCUGACUUGCAAAAGCAUUCUAUAACUCAUUCAGAAAAAACAUAUAAGUGCAAAAUUUGUUCAAAAUCAUUUUUCUAUAGUUACGGUCUGGCAAGGCAUUCCAAAAUCCACACGGGGGAAAAACCAUAUAAAUGUGAAAUCUGUUCAAAAUCUUUUUCUAAUAAAUCUGACUUUCGAACGCAUUCUGUAAUUCGCGGACAAAAAAAAUAUAAAUGUUCAAUCUGUUCAAAAUCCUUUUUCUAUAGUUCUUGCCUACAGAGGCAUUUAAAAAUUCACUCGAAGGAUAAACCAUAUAAAUAUUUUGGGACUAAAGAAAGACUACAUACAGAAGAAAAACCCAUUCAGUGUAACUUUUGCUCCAGAUCAUUCACUCACUUUAGGUUCUUGAAGAACCACGAAAGAAAUCAUAAGACAGAAGCAUCACAUAAUUCUACAAUUGAUUUAGAAAAGAAAAGUUAUGAAUGUGAAACCUGUUUAAAAACAUUUUCUGAUAGUUCUGCUUUGGAAGUGCACUCCAUAAUUCACACAGAUCAGAAAUCCUAUAAGUGCGAAAUCUGUUCGAAAUUGUUUUGUGAUAGGUCUGCCUUGGAUGUUCAUUUGAGGAUUCACUCGAGGAAAAAAACUAAUAGAUGUGAAAUAUGUUUUAAAACAUUUUGCGAUAGUUAUAGCCUAGCAAGGCACUUCAAAAUUCACACAGGAGAAAAACCUCAUAAAUGUGAAGUUUGUUCAAAACUUUUUUCUGAUGUUUCCAACUUACAGAGGCAUUUGAAAAUUCACGCAAGAGAUCCAUCAUAUCCAUCAUACAAAUGCAAAAUUUGUUCAAAAGUGUUUCUUGGUGGUUCUGACUUACAGAGGCAUUUAAAAAUUCAUGCAAGAGAUCCGUCAUACAAAUGCAAAAUCUGUUCAAAUGUGUUUCUUGAUGAUUCCGACUUGCAGACACAUUUAAAAAUUCACGCCAAAGAUACAUCAUAUAAAUGCAAAAUAUGCUCAAAAUCAUUUUCUGAUCGUUAUGGCUUAGCAAGGCAUUUCAAAAUUCACUCAGGGGAAAAAUUUCGUGAAUGUGAAAUCUGUUCAAAACUUUUUUCUGAUGUUUCCAACUUCAAGAGGCAUUUGAGAAUUCACACAGGAGAUAAACGAUACAAAUGCAAAAUCUGUUCAAAAUCUUUUUCCGAUAGAUCUUCCUUCAUUGUGCAUUUGAGAACUCACACAGGUGAAAAACUAUUUGAAUGCAAAGUCUGUUCACAAUCCUUCUCGCAUAAAGAUGUUUUGACAAGGCACUCCAAAAUUCACACAAGAUUAAAAUCAUAG
Messenger RNA from Leptinotarsa decemlineata (Colorado potato beetle), 2698 nucleotides. RefSeq lists its product as uncharacterized. Gene Ontology annotation, molecular function: DNA-binding transcription activator activity, RNA polymerase II-specific; RNA polymerase II cis-regulatory region sequence-specific DNA binding. NCBI's taxonomy places the organism in Eukaryota, Metazoa, Arthropoda, Insecta, Coleoptera, Chrysomelidae. The record is from RefSeq and is a predicted model, not a curated record. Gene Ontology annotation, cellular component: nucleus. Gene Ontology annotation, biological process: regulation of transcription by RNA polymerase II.